This is a messenger RNA of Spodoptera littoralis (African cotton leafworm), 3146 nucleotides long. The record is from the annotation of a GenBank genome assembly. NCBI's taxonomy places the organism in Eukaryota, Metazoa, Arthropoda, Insecta, Lepidoptera, Noctuidae.
AUGGAUGUGGACUUGUUACGACCAGGCACCGUGCCUAUAUCUCCAGACACGAUUCUAUGGUUCGAGUUUCUUUUGGACCCGAAUUUACUAAAGAAACAUCUGAGCAAACCAAAUCCAGAGCCUUCGGCAUGUGAGUUAAUCGAGGAGUUUUUAUCUGUGGACACUAAAAAUGGAAACAAGCCCACCAGUGAGCGUGUGGUGGACGUGGAUGCUCCACCGACACCACCAUCAGCUACAAUCCCAGCACCGGCACAGUUCACACGAAAACAAUUGGCCCUCAAAAUCCUGGCUUUAAAAGUUGCUUCCACACUACACUGGAAUUUAGAUAUAUUUGAGAGCAAGCUGCCGCCUCAGAUACAACAACAGCUGAUGCAGGAUCUGGUGUACAUGUCAACUGAUGCUGCCUUUGCUGUACCUCCACAGGAAAUACCAGCUGAAUUGCUGCAGCAGCCACAGUGCAGUUUGCUUUGGCAUUAUACCACAGAUGGGUGGUCCGCUUCCCAGUCAAGGCUGCACUCUAUGCCAAGUCCAACAAAAUGUCUUACAUUCACAUACCUGGAAUGCAACUGGACAGCGCAUAUACUCCACUGAAUCAAAACUUCGAGAAAAUAUUGCGAAUGUGUGAAGCUUCGCGUAUGCAAAGUAUUAUGUUUUUAGAUGAAAUACUAUCGUACUAUGAGCCCACAUCAAGUACAGGCCGGAAAGAAUCCAAAAAGAUAAAAGUUCCUGUGAUGGAAACAUUUAUCCACUUAACUGAAGAUUCGUGUGACAUGAACCAUGAUUGGAACGCUGGUAACAUUCAAAUCAGCCAACAUGAACUAGCCAUGCAAAUCCAUUUCGACCUUUGCUACAACUAUUUCUUCUAUGGUCAACAUAAUUUGGCCAAAAAGCACAUACUUGGCUGCAGAGAAAACUCAAACCUUCUUGAAAGGGAAAUAUCAAUCUAUGGUUAUGGGCCCCACAAGCAAAUGCCCUGGGGAGAAUUUUAUUACGCAAGUAUGGCCAAGGAUGAUAUCUUAGGAUAUAUCAGAGCACUCAAUUUGGGUUUCGAAGUGUUAAAUGAGGAGCCCUCAUUGUUACAAAAACUACAGGAUUCCAUAGCUAAUCACUAUACAGGAAUUAUUGCUGUUUUGCAAGCUGAUAACUUAACGCGGGAAAUCCCCAUGAUACACAGACAGGUUGCCGAAUUAGAUAUACAAGGGUCAGCCUCCAGUGGGGCUUUCACUGUAGCGCGGGAUCUCCUAAACAGAGUGUCCGCGCUAAAUGCCGUCAGAUACGCUUUAGAAGGUGGCUUACCAUCAACUCACCCAGACUUCCUAAACAAAUUCAAAACAGUAGGCAUCAAGUUUUUCGACCUUCUGUUCUGGGCUCUUGCUCCUGUACUAAUGUCUGAUUUAUCAGACGCCGAUUGGGAAAACUUAAGAACAUUUUACUUACAUCUAGCAAUAUCACAGAGCAGACUACCAAUUGAUAGAAUUGAUGAGUAUCUAAAAAAACAUAUUGGUGAUUCAGCAGAAACAAUAAGGAAGAAGUUGAUAUCUGAUGAACAGUUGAAUACGAUUCUCAAUGAUCCCGUCAACGUUGAUGAUGAAAAUAUGGAUAUUCCUAAAGAAUUACUAACUGAUGAUUGGGAAAUGCCAGAUUUCGAGUGCAAGACUGUGCCGGAGUUAGAAAUGGGCAGAUUGAAAAAGCGUCUAAUCGAGGCUUCGACAGCAGACGAUGUUCGAAUGUGUUUGGUGAAGUUAGCCAUGAUGGCGCCGGCCACGCCUCUGUGGAAGAUCAGUCCGUCGUGGAAGCCGGCGGGAGAGUUGUGCAAUGCUCUGAUAUCGUUGCCGCGCGGGUUCCUGCAAGACUUCGGUUACGUGGUGUCGGGCGCGGCGCGCGCGCGCGCGGAGGCGGGCUGCGGGCGCGCCGCGCUGUCGCUGCUGUCGGUGCUGGAGGGCGAGGCGCGCAGCCAGCUGGGCGCGGCCAGCGACCCCACGCUGUACCGACUGUGUCGCCACCUGGCGUGGGAAGUGUUGCUGCUGCAGAUCAACGUGGUGCUCAGCGAGUGGCCGCACCACCGCAUCAACCUGUCCGCCUUGGCCAACAAAUGCAAAGCUUGUAUCGCUGCUGUCAAUUCUGGUGACGGAGUCGUUCCUAGACCUCAGGUAAUUGAAGCAUGCUGGAUAUGCUUGAUAAAUGCGUGUGAGUGGGAAGGAGUGGGCAUCACGACUGGACCGGGUGAAGUAGCGGCCGCACUCUGCGCUGCCUGCUUCGAGCUACAGCGAGGCAAAGCGACGAGGAAGUUCCCCAGACCCUUAUGGGAUUUUGUACUGGGUGUAUACGCGACGGGUCCGACUGGGCCUGUGAAAAGAAACGCGAGCGGUGCGCCGGCUCAUCAACGUGACGCGCCGGGCGCCACUGCGGAGGCUCGGAACUCAUUCAACGGGUUCCUCUCAACCCUCCGAGAACCUCUCGCAGUCAGCGUAAUGCUCUCCCUCCUCGCCAGGAUACACAACCUCCUCAUAGACGAUCCCUCCUUAGAACUAGUGGUCGACUACACCAACCUCUGGCCCAACAACAUCUCCAACACAAAUAACUACAAUGCCAAGUUCGUUCUGGAAUCUCUCACCGAUUUGUUAGAAAGGAGUUUGAAGUUAUAUCCGUACAAUACAGCAUGGCUCCGUCUGUACGGUGACGUGGAGAUGGCAGAGGGUAGAUGGGGCGCGGCGCUCCGCCGGUACUUGUGCGGCGCGGCGGCCGGGUCGUGGCACUUCGCGAAGCGCGCGGCCGACGAGCCCAGCGUGGCGCGCCGCGCCGCGCGCUGCUGCCAGGCACUCGCCGCGCCCACGCAGGCCGCCGCGCUCUGCCAACUACCCGACGACCCAGACUACACCACCGCCUUCAAAUGCCUUGCAGAGAAGACGGGCAACGCGGCGGACGCCAUGGACGGGUACUACGGGUGUAUCUGGGACGGCACCCUGCUGGAGGUGGCGGUGGCGCUGCACGCGCGGCGCGGGGAGGGGGGGCGGCGCGCGCGCGCCGUGCGGGCCGCCGGCGCGCUCGAGCUCAACGCCAACAACAGCGAGGACAUCCAGCGCGAGGCCGCCGCCAUCCGCCGCGCCCGCCUGCUCCGCGCGCUCACCAACCAGUACGUCGCGUGA